Molecule: messenger RNA, 1335 nt
Organism: Penicillium odoratum
Lineage: Eukaryota; Fungi; Ascomycota; Eurotiomycetes; Eurotiales; Aspergillaceae
Product: non-structural maintenance of chromosomes element 4 family protein
Exons: 3
Coding region: 1-1335 (444 amino acids)
Biological process (GO): DNA repair
Cellular component (GO): nucleus; Smc5-Smc6 complex
Source: RefSeq, a predicted model, not a curated record
AUGGCCAGCGUUUCCUUCUCUCAGCUGGACGAAGCAACCGCCCACAGCUCCAGCCCUUCAUCACCUACGUCUUCCUCGGACAAGGAAAAUCAUCGACGACGCCCCAAUAAACGCAACACUGCCAAGAUGCCAUCUACCAGCGCAUCCAAACGUCGCCGUCUGACCGAUCGCACACCGAAUACCCAGUCGCAAAUGUCCUCCUCGCAGCGCCAUAGCAUGAAAUACUAUGAUCCUGACCAAGAUCCCACGGAGCGAAGACAGGUUCGCAAGGGUUUCAGAGAUUUGACACGCGAUUUCAACGAUUCGCGCGCCGAGUACAUGCAAAGCGGCAAUAAUGGCAUCCUACUCACAAUCGAGAAAGCCAACGAACUCUACACCGGCGUAAAGCAGACUUCUGACGCCACGCUCGACUCGCGCCUCCUCGUCAACACAGCCGAUCUCUCACACAGAAAGGCUGCGCAACUUACGCUCGGAGGAGACUCGACCGCCGGUAUUGAUGUUGACGAAUUUGUUUCCAAGUGUAUUGCCUACAUGCGACGGGGUCCGGAUACCUCCACUGCGACGCCUAACGGGGCCGCACGCCGACGCCGCCACGCUGCUACCCAACGAGACGCCGAUGAUAGCGAUGGACCAGAUGAAGGCGACGCGAUGAAUUGGGACUGGCUGGGCCGAACUGCCUGCCUUCCUUAUAAUAAGCGGCCCACCGUGUCAGGAUGGUUGCUGGGACCGCUGUCCGUGCAAAAGCGGACGCGCCAAAUGACGCAGCGCACCCAGGCCGAGCGAUUCGACCCUACGCAGGUCACCAAGCCCAAUGAACUGCAGCAAGAUGAUCUUGGACUGCAAGAGAACACGAACCUGACACAAAUCUGCACAAAUAUCAAGGACCUGUUGGAUGAAUUUCAAAAUGAGGCUCAAGCGGCGGCGAGUGAGAAGCUUGCGGCCAUGGAGGAUCCUGAUGAUGAGGAUACAAAACAAAAAAUAAUGGCUGAACAUGAUAUCGCAGACGACGGUGGAGUUCCUCUGUUUCGCUUUUGUAUUAACCCGCGUUCUUUUGGCCAAAGCGUCGAAAAUAUUUUCUAUGUCAGCUUUCUUGUCCGAGACGGCGCUAUCGGUGUUUCGAGAGAUAGCCGUUAUCUACCCACACUGCAUUCUUCUACACCGUACGAACCGCACGUUGCCCAGGCCCAGGGCAUCCAGAAACAUCAAGCAAUCUUCAGUCUGGAUUUUGAGACCUGGGAGCAAUUGAUAGAUGUAUUUAAAAUUACGGAAUCGAUCAUUCCCCACCGUAAUGAGCCUGAUGGAGAGGCCGCCACAACUUGGUACGGUGGCCGCUGA